Rhagoletis zephyria (snowberry fruit fly) is the source of this 1296-nucleotide messenger RNA. Its product is annotated as trithorax group protein osa-like. Gene Ontology annotation, cellular component: nBAF complex; SWI/SNF complex; nucleoplasm. The record is from RefSeq and is a predicted model, not a curated record. Gene Ontology annotation, molecular function: nucleosome binding; DNA binding. Gene Ontology annotation, biological process: regulation of transcription by RNA polymerase II; positive regulation of DNA-templated transcription; chromatin remodeling. NCBI's taxonomy places the organism in Eukaryota, Metazoa, Arthropoda, Insecta, Diptera, Tephritidae.
UAGGAACUUACCCGCCACGUCCGCAGUAUACGCCCAGCGGCUAUGCGCCCACACCGCCGCCUUCAAAUCAACCAACAUCCGCGAAUAGUAUGCCACCAGGUGGCGGCCCUCAAUAUCCUGGUCGACCAAUGCCGAAUCACACCGGCGCCGGUGGUCCGCACUCUCAAUAUCCACCCUAUCAGAAUUGGGUGCCACCCUCACCUCAAGGCGGACCCGGUAGCGGUGGAGCACCAGGUGGCGGCGGCGCAGCGGGCAUGGGCAAUCAUGUACAGGGCAAAGGCACACCACCACCGGGCGGACCGCCACAACCACCCGGAGGCGGCUCACCACGCCCCCUCAACUAUCUAAAGCAGCAUUUACAACAUAAGGGUGGCUAUGGUAGCGGUCCAGCGCCGCAGCAGGGCUACGGAAAUGGACCUGGCAUGCAUCCAGGCAUGCCAAUGGGACCGCCACACCACAUGGGGCCACCACAUGGACCUACCAGCAUGGGACCACCUACCAUUACACCUCCACAAACGAUGGGUGGUAUUAGUGGGCCAGGUGUGGUUGGUCCCGGUGGUGGUAUGGUUGGUGUGGGCGGCGCCGUUGGCAGUGGCGUGAUAUUGCCUGGCGAUGGCGAACACAUCUCCCAGGAUAACGGCAUUAGUUCGUCGGGCUCUUCAACAGCAUCGGGACCACAUCCAGUUACUUCGGUGGUGACGACCGGACCGGAUGGAACGCCCAUCGACGAAGUUAGCCAACAAAGUACGCUAUCCAAUGCAUCAGCAGCUUCGGGUGAAGAUCCACAAUGCACAACUCCAAAAUCACGAAAAAACGAUCCAUACAGCCAAAGCCAUCUAGCGCCGCCCAGCACAUCGCCGGUCGGACACCCCGGGCACCCUGGUGGACCGGGUGAGGAGUAUGAAAUGAGUUCUCCACCAAAUUGGACGCGAACACCAGCUAGUCCGCAGGUUUUCAAUAGCCACGUGCCGCCUCAAGAGACUUUUCGUACAUCGUCUACAAAAAAAUCAGAUAGCCUAUGUAAACUUUACGAAAUGGAUGAUAAUCCGGAAAGGCGCAGUUGGCUGGAUAAGCUGCGCGCAUUCAUGGAGGAGCGACGCACACCAAUCACCGCCUGUCCAACAAUAUCGAAGCAACCGCUCGAUUUGUAUAGGUUAUAUAUUUAUGUAAAAGAACGUGGAGGAUUCGUCGAGGUAUGCAAGGUGCCGUAGUAAUUCCUUUUACUAACUUCUUUUUAGAUUCACUACCAUUACUACCUUCUACUAGUACUACCAAGUAGCAAAACUACCUACCACC